GGUGUGGGGAAAAGGAUUGAACCACUCAAGAAAGGAACAGGGGGAGUCUCAGUCAUCGAAACCAAAACAUUUGUUGCCUGUGCUUAUCAAGUAGAUUUGUUUGUGGAAUACUAGCCUUACGACGAGGCCACGAGUCAGACGAAGACAAAAAGCGGAUUGUGCCUUGUCACAAUGUAUUCUGGAAACUAACAACAGGCUAGGCUAUUUGUCGCAAGUUCGUAGACCUACAUGUAAAUGUUCACUCAGGCGAUCCGCGGAAGUCGUUUGAUUUCCCAGACUAAGUUCUAUACAUGGGGCACACGAAUGCGUAUGGAUUCAGGGUUCCUCCAGGCCAAUGUUGUCAUCCUGCACAAGAACCUGGCGGAUGACUUUGAGGCAUUCUGUCGUGCCAAUGGCAGCCCCCUGCCUCUGCUGUACCGGAGCCAGACAGGAGAAUGGGGAUGCCCUCCCCUGGCUGCCAAUGCAGACAUUAGGACAGACUGUCCCCAGUACUGUGUGUUUGAGAAUGGUGUGUUGACCAGCAAAGUGGCCAACCUGCUGCCUUACACCAGUCAGUUGCAGAACAUGGUGAGCUUCUACCUGGGCUGCAGCUUUAGCUUUGAGAGUGCCUUGGAGAAGGCCGGCGUGCCUGUACGCAACGUGGAACAAGGCAAAAAUGUCAGCAUGUUCAGGACUGCGCGGCCCUGUCAGAGAGUUGGUGGCUUUGAGUGCCCUCUUGUGGUCACAAUGAGACCUGUGCCUCAGGACAAGCUGGACAUUGUGGCCCAGUGUACCCACCUGAUCCCACAGGCCCAUGGAGGCCCGGUCCACAUUGGAGAUCCAGUCUCUUACUCCACCCUACCACCCUACCCCACAGCGAUGCUGGGUAUCCAGGAUUUGACCCAACCAGAGUACGGAGACCCAGUGGAGUCCCGCUCAGGAGAUGUGCCAGUUUUCUGGGCCUGUGGCGUGACUGGCGUCGAGGCAGUUCAGAGCAGCAAGGCUUCCCUGGCCUUCACCCACUCCCCAGGCUGCAUGUUUGUGACCGAUAAAGAGGACAUGGCCACGUCCCCGCUCACAGUCAAACCAUCUGAAUGCCCGGAGACCUUCUGCAUUUCCCAGAAUCCCUUGCACUACAGCAUCGCCUCCAAGGCCACUGUGGAGAAAAUUCGACAGCUGGAGGAGAUUGCUGUGGAAGAUCCUGGCCAGCGGGGUAUAAGGGUGCUGUUUGUCCAGGACGAGCUGGUCAGGUCAUGCCUUUCCCUCUCCCACGCCUCGUCCGUGCUCAUCACCACCGGCUUCCCCACCCACUACAUGCACGACCCGCCUGAGGAGACAGACGGCCCGCCGGGCGCCAUCGCCAUGGCCGCCACGCUCCAGUCCCUGGGCAAGCAGGUGGCUGUGGUGACGGACCAGCGCGCCCUGGACAUGAACCGAAGGAUCGUUCAGGACGCCGUGGAGAGAGGUGUGAUAAAGACCGCUGUCCCCCUGCUCAGCUUCCAAAACACGGGGCCAGAUGCGGCCAUUCACUUCCUGUGUCAUGAUGGAGACCCUAAUAAACCCAGGUAUGACCACUUGGUGGCAAUAGAGCGCAGUGGCAGGGCAUCAGACGGAAACUACUACAACAUGAGGAUGGUGAACAUCAAGCACCUGGUGGAUCCUAUUGAUGACCUCUUCACUGCUGCCAGCUCCAUCCCUGGUAUUUCUACCACAGGCAUAGGCGAUGGAGGUAAUGAGUUGGGCAUGGGCAAAGUGAAGGAUCUGGUGAAAACUCACAUGCCCAAUGGGGGUGUCAUUGCCUGUGAUGUGCCUGCUGACUUUGCUGUAACCACAGGUGUAUCUAACUGGGGAGGCUAUGCAGUUGCCUGUGGUCUGUACCUUCUGAACUGCUGUCCUAUCCACCUGCGCUACCUGCAAUGUGGUCUGGGCCAGCCCCCUACAGCUCAAGACCAGGAGGCCUGGGCCAACAGCCUGCCCACGGUGGAGAAGGAGGAAGAGCUUCUGUCCAUCCUUGUGAAGUAUGGUGUGCGCAGUGGAAAGACGGGGAACCUGGCUCUGGAGGUGGAUGGCUUGACCUUUCACCCCACGCACUCUGACCUCAUUAGGCGCCUGAGAGAGGUCACUCUGCCUGCCCCGUCCUCCUCUUAGUGACGUCACUGGUCGUGUACAUCAACCAUUAGAGUGAACCAUUGGCCAUGCUAAAGUAUUUGGGUUCAGUUCCAUGCUUAAAGAUCAUGUAAGAGACAUUAGCAUCUUAAUAAUUUAAAUAACUCGCAGGUGUGGAUGUUCCUCUUUGAAAGCAUUGUAAUGCCAGACAUUAUUGAAAUUUCAGUUGUUGAUUAUAGAGCAGCACUUCUGUUUUCAUGACACAAAAAUAUUGCUUAUAUGUGUGUAUGAUUUUAAUUAGUAAAAAAAGUUUAAUCUACA
Molecule: messenger RNA, 2406 nt
Organism: Alosa sapidissima (American shad)
Lineage: Eukaryota; Metazoa; Chordata; Actinopteri; Clupeiformes; Clupeidae
Gene: dglucy
Product: D-glutamate cyclase
Exons: 12
Coding region: 235-2127 (630 amino acids)
Biological process (GO): glutamate metabolic process
Molecular function (GO): D-glutamate cyclase activity
Source: RefSeq, a predicted model, not a curated record